GUGCCCUGCUCCCGUCGGCCGUCCAGUGACCCGAGGUGGCGGCGGUGGCCGGCCGGCGCGCGGUGCGAUGAGCGGCGCCUGCACGAGCUACGUGAGCGCAGAGCAGGAGGUGGUUCGCGGCUUCAGCUGCCCGCGGCCGGGGGGCGAGGUGGCAGCCGUCUUCUGCUGCGGCUUUCGAGAUCACAAGUACUGCUGCGACGACCCGCACAGCUUCUUCCCCUACGAGCACAGCUACAUGUGGUGGCUCAGUAUUGGUGCUCUGGUGGGCUUGUCCAUAGCAGCAGUGGUCCUCCUGGCCUUCAUUGUCACUGCCUGUGUGCUGUGCUACCUGUUCAUCAGCACCAAACCCCACACAAAGUUGGACCCAGGCUUAACCUUAGAGGCUACAGGCUCUGAGGAGGCACACCCUGACCACCAAGAUGGAAACACAGGCAUUUCAGUGGAGGUGACAAGAAUGAGCCCCCUUGGACAAAAUUACCCUUUCCUGAACCGACCGAUGGACUGCAAUGAGAAGCAGGCUCCAGAUCCCGAACACCUCCUUCAGCACUGCUUCAUGGCCACAGUGACCACCAGUGAUAUACCAGGCAGUCCUGCAGAGCUCCCUGUCCCCAGUCGAGACCCACAUGGGCCAGCCUCAUAA
This is a messenger RNA of Chrysochloris asiatica (Cape golden mole), 640 nucleotides long. It is a transcript of the gene SHISAL2A, whose product is annotated as family with sequence similarity 159, member A. The record is from RefSeq and is a predicted model, not a curated record. Bases 68 to 640 code for a protein of 190 amino acids. The transcript is spliced from 3 exons. Lineage: Eukaryota; Metazoa; Chordata; Mammalia; Afrosoricida; Chrysochloridae.